Bicyclus anynana (squinting bush brown) is the source of this 1999-nucleotide messenger RNA. Its product is annotated as transmembrane protease serine 9-like. Gene Ontology annotation, molecular function: serine-type endopeptidase activity. The coding region runs from base 1 to 1611 and encodes 536 amino acids. Gene Ontology annotation, biological process: proteolysis. NCBI's taxonomy places the organism in Eukaryota, Metazoa, Arthropoda, Insecta, Lepidoptera, Nymphalidae. The record is from RefSeq and is a predicted model, not a curated record. The transcript has 9 exons.
AUGGCAGUAAAAGUCGCGUUGUUGUGCCUCACUGUCUUCCUUGGCAGCAAUGCCUUCCCACUUGAGGAGGAACAGGACAUGUCCGUCUUCUUCGACCACACCGACGCUAGCGCUCGCAUCAUCGGCGGCAGCAACGCCGGCAACGUUCCUCACCAGGUGGCGCUGACCACCGGCAACUUGUCCCGCACCAAGGUGUGCGGAGCCAGUCUCAUUUCCAAUAGACACGUGCUCACUGCCGCCCACUGUAUGAGAUCCGUCGGUGGCAACAACCCUGUCAGCUCCCUCCGCGGAUGGGCGGGCACUAACCGCUGGGCGAGCGGCGGUACUUCUAUACGGUUCAGCCGCGGCCUCAUGCACCACCUUUACCACCACGCUACCAUAAAGAACGACAUCGGUAUCUACACUGCCAGCGCGAAUAUACCUCUCUCCUCUUCCGUACAAGUCAUCGCUCUGAGCUGGGAUUUCAUUGGAGCUAAUGUGCAGACCAGAGUUACCGGCUGGGGUGCUACCUCGCAUGGAGGUCCUCUUUCUCCCAAUCUUCUGGAGCUUCGCGCUCCGACUGUAGACGGCCAGCGCUGCGUGAACGAAGUCCGCCGCGUGGCCGCGCAGGUCAACAUCAGAGUCCCGCACGUCGACCCCGCCAUCGAGAUCUGCACCUUCCACUCUCCCGGCCGCGGCACUUGUCACGGUGACUCCGGCAGCCCCCUGGUGCGCACUGACCGCAACCAGCAGAUCGGCAUCGUGGCGUGGGGAGUUCCCUGUGCCCGUGGCGCUCCUGACAUGUUUGCGCGUGUGAGCGCCUACAGGACCUGGAUUCAAAACGCUAUGCCCUUACCACUGGCGGAGGAACAGGACAUGUCCAUCUUCUUCGACCACACCGACGCCAGCGCUCGCAUCGUCGGCGGCAGCCACGCCGGCAACGUUCCUCACCAGGUGGCGCUGACCACCGGCUCCGGGACCCGCAGCAAGGUGUGCGGAGGCAGCAUCAUUUCCAACAGGCACUGCCUCACCGCCGCCCACUGCAUGAGACCCGUCGGUGGCAACAACCCUAUCGGCUCCCUCCGCGCAUGGGCAGGCACCAACCGCUGGGCGAGUGGCGGCCAUGGUAUCCAAUUCAGUCGCGGCCUCAUGCACCCAAAUUACCACCAUGCUACCAUCAAGAACGACAUCGGUAUCUACACUGCCAGUGCGAAUAUACCUCUCUCCGCUUCCAUACAAGUCAUCGCUCUGAACUGGGAUUUCAUUGGAGGUAACGUUCAGACCAGAGUUACCGGUUGGGGCAGAACCUCGCAUAAUGGUCCUCUUGCUGCCACUCUUAUGGAGCUUCGCGCUCCUACAGUAGACGGUCAACGCUGCGUGAGCGAAGUCCGCCGAGUGGCCUCGCAGCUUGGCAUGAACGUGCCGCACGUCGACCCCGCCGUCGAGAUCUGCACCUUCCACUCUCCCGGUCGCGGCACUUGCAAUGGUGACUCUGGCAGCCCCUUAGUGCGUUCUGACCGCAACCAGCAAAUUGGCAUCGUAGCGUGGGGGAUCCCCUGCGCCCGCGGCGCGCCCGACAUGUUCGCGCGCGUCAGUGCCUUCAGGACCUGGAUUCAAAACAAUAUGCGUUAAUUAACAAAGAAUAUUUAAAAAUAAAUAUUUUGAUACCAAUUAAUUCUUUUAAUAUUAACCCAUUUGAGGUCACUGUACGCAACUGAGUACAGACAUAUCCAUAGGUGUAGAUUGUAGAACUCUGAAAGUUAAGUAGGGUAAUCAUGUAAUUUUACUUUAUUAUAAAACUGUUUAAAUAUUUUGUUAAACAUUAUGCGGGUAGUCUGACAUUUUUUGAUAAAUAGUGUCAGUUGAAGUUUCAUCACGGAAACAUUGUGCACGUAAGUGAAUGAUAUUAUAUUUUUUUUCAUAACCAUCGAUUAAAAGUUUGUUUUUUCAUAACAUGUGUAGAAAAUAGAUGUCAAAGUAAGAUUUGAAUUAGAAUUCAAUAAGUUAUUUGCAACCACAA